UUGUCUUCGCUUUCGCCACAUCGCGAUGAAAGAUUCAAGUACCUUGCUGAAGCGUUACGACAAAGCGAUUAUGACAUUAUUGGAUUGCAAGAGGUAUGGCUCAUCAAAAAUUAUGAAGCAUUAAAGGUUGCUCUCAAAGCUGUCUUCCCUCACUCUCAUUACUUUUAUAGUGGAAAAAUUGGAAGUGGCAAGUGUAUCUUUUCACGUUUUCCUAUUGUUGCAACCUCUUUUACCGCAUACACACUAAGUGGUUAUCCGUAUGCACUAAACCAUGGCGAUUGGCUUGGCAAAAAGGGCGUGGGAUUUUGUAAAAUUGAUGUCAAUGGCACCAUAUUAAAUGUCUAUGUAACACAUAUCCAUGCCGAAUAUAAUCGAGAUAAUGACGUUUACUUGCCUCAUCGGGUUACUGAAAUCGUACAAUUGAGCCAGUUAAUACGAUUUACUGCAGGUAAUAGCCCGGUAAUUUUAAUUGGUGAUUUAAAUUUUGAGCCUGAAGACAUUGGCUAUCGAUUUAUUACUACUUCGCUGGAUCUUAAAGAUGCAUGGCUCGAGGCUGGUGAUGGGGUAAUGUUGUAUACUAGAAAUAAUAUUGAUUAUUCCGACUCGUUAAACACAAAUUCCUUUACUCCCGCAAAUGAAAUUGAGAAGCGAAUCGAUUACAUUCUAUAUAGUGGUGACCAUUUGAAAAGUCAAGCUUGUCAAGUCACUCUAGGCAGAAUUCCAGAUGCAGCCUUUAACUAUUCUGACCACGAAGGUGUAGAAGCUACUUUUCAAUUAAAUGCUAGAAGAUUGAGACAACGUCAAGAUAUGGCUGGUAGGUUCUAUCAUAGUUAUGCUGUUGCAACAUGCCAAUGA
Molecule: messenger RNA, 855 nt
Organism: Trichoplax adhaerens
Lineage: Eukaryota; Metazoa; Placozoa; Uniplacotomia; Trichoplacea; Trichoplacidae
Exons: 5
Cellular component (GO): cytoplasm
Molecular function (GO): sphingomyelin phosphodiesterase activity
Source: RefSeq, a predicted model, not a curated record